Molecule: messenger RNA, 681 nt
Organism: Fonsecaea pedrosoi CBS 271.37
Lineage: Eukaryota; Fungi; Ascomycota; Eurotiomycetes; Chaetothyriales; Herpotrichiellaceae
Exons: 3
Coding region: 1-681 (226 amino acids)
Source: RefSeq, a predicted model, not a curated record
AUGGCAUUUACACUGUCCGCAUUGCUUUGCUCGCUCCUCCUGGUCGUCUCUCCAUUCGUGAGCGCGUACUACGAGAGGUGGACCGCUCUUCCCUACUGCGCUCAAGAUUGCUUCACCAAAGCUGUCAACGCUUCUCUCUCUACCUGCGCCCAUACAUCCCUUGACUGUUUCUGUCGAAAUGUUGACGCCGUCACAAAGUUCGACCUUUGCCUCCAAGCCAACGUGCCUUGCAACUCCAACCCCUUCAACCGCGAUAUCGAGACGUUCAAAAACGCCGUCUUCUGCAACGCUUCUGUGGAUAGUGGCUUUGAUUACACGUUGAUCAAUGGCGCAAGAACUAUCACUCUGGGAAGAGGUCCUUGGGGAGGUUAUUGGACGUUGUCAACCUCUCCAUCAUCUUGGACGUCUAACACCUCAAUCACUGGUACCGACCCAGGCUCUGUUACCGUGACCGCGACUCAAGUGAUAAUCACCAGCACCUCGACUGUUGUCGUGGAUUUGCCCCCAAACACCACAUCAAGCGGCAACCUGAGCAGCCCCUGGACUGUAUACUCGACCCCGAGUGCUAUGGCAGUGCAGUCUUUCAAUGCUGCUGUUCGUGCUCAUGCUGGCACUCUGGAGAUUGUAGAGAAAGGACUGGGCGUUUUGGUGACAUGGAUUCUCGUUGGCAAGAUAUUCUAG